This is a messenger RNA of Lotus japonicus, 1698 nucleotides long. Its product is annotated as outer envelope pore protein 37, chloroplastic. The transcript has 6 exons. Lineage: Eukaryota; Viridiplantae; Streptophyta; Magnoliopsida; Fabales; Fabaceae. Gene Ontology annotation, biological process: monoatomic cation transport. Gene Ontology annotation, cellular component: chloroplast outer membrane. The coding region runs from base 362 to 1354 and encodes 330 amino acids. Gene Ontology annotation, molecular function: monoatomic ion channel activity. The record is from RefSeq and is a predicted model, not a curated record.
AUUUUCUACCGAAGUCUUUAAAUUUGUCCAUAAACAUAGUUCAAAUACACGCUUACCUUUAUUCAGCCGCUUCGACAAGUUGUGUCAACAACUGAUCUGAUGCUUUCAAUUGUCCCACGCUACAACUAGCCUGCCUUUUUCAGUUACUUAACUAAUCGUUACCAUUUUUAAAUGUGAACAUUUUCAUAAGCAAAAAUAUUUAUCAGCAAAUGUGGUCACAAUUCCAUGAGGUGGGCUAGACUAUCCUAGCUCCUUUCUAUAGUGAACACGUAAAUUGUCUUAUGUAUUCUUUCUCCUUUUCCACACAAUUGAAAAACUUAAAUGCUGGAUUGGGAUUAGUGAGAUAAGGAGAAGUCGGUGGAUGGCGGAGAUGGAAUCAGGAGCCGGAAACCCUAAUUACGUCGUCGCACCCGCCCCGACUGAUCCUCCUCCGCCACAGUUAACACAUAGCAGACGACCUAUCCUCUCAUUUCCGACGAGGCCGGCCGUACGAGUUACCACUGAGUUCGAUAGUGAAAGCGCAGUCUUCUUCAAUAAAAUUUCUUGCAAGUUCUUAGACAGCCUCGCCAAGUUGAAGUUUUCAUUCCACAAUAACAGUAAAGGCGACAUCUCCGAACCUCAGAUCAGCUUCGUAUCAAAAAACCUUAGCCUCCACUACGACCUCGAAGACCACAAUGCUCUUGUUAAGAGCUCCAUCGAUGUUGGUCCAAGAUUUCAACUCAAAGCUGCUCAUGAUGUCAAGGCUCAACAAGGAGAGGUUGCCAUGGUUGCUAACUUGGCUAAUCCUGGCUAUGCACUUGAACUAUCAACUGCAGUUCCUUCUGUUGGAUUGCCAAAAGCAACCUUUAGAUUUCCUGUAGGUGAAGUUUCACUACAGGAGAAAGAGGAGGAGGAAGUCAAUAAUAAUUUGUUGUCAGUGAGUGGAAUUCUUAAAGGUCGGUUUUUGAAUGGAGUCUGCACUGCCCAGUACAAGGAUGACGACUUGAAAUUAGGAUACUGCUAUAAGGACGACGAACUGUCAUUUCAUCCAGUGUUCUCUCUCCCUUCAAAUGCUUUAACAUUUGCCUUCAAGCGUCAGCUUGGUCCCUCUGACAAGCUAAGUUACUGGUACAAUUGUGAUUCCAACUAUUGGAGUGCUGUCUACAAGCAUACCUAUGGUAAAGAUUUCAAAUUUAAAGCUGGUUAUGAUUCAGAGGUUCGCCUUGGCUGGGCAUCCCUUUGGGUUGGAGAUGAAGGUGGAAAAGCCAAAACUGCUCCGAUGAAGAUGAAAGUUCAAUUCAUGCUUCAAGUGCCACAAGACGAUAUCAAAUCUUCAGCUUUGAUGUUUCGAGUUAAGAAGAGAUGGGACAUAUAAGGGUCUUCUGGAAAAAGUUCUAGUGUUUUACAUAUGAAAAAUAGGUUCUUGUUUUUGGCAGAUUCAUGGUAUUGUAGUUUGUUGCAUGGACACUUUUGCAAGUGAUACUGAGUUACUGACCAUUUGACUGGCUGGUACUUCUCCUGUUCUCCAAGUCAGCUAAUUCCUUAGCAGUAUGGCAAAAGUUUGGGCUAAGUUUCUGUUGGAACAAUUUUCAACCGUACAAAAUUUGUAUAAAUAGUUUUCUGAUUUGAUAGUUGGUAGAUUAUGGUUAUCAGAUGGGGACUAUCAUUUGGCAAAGGCCAUGCCACUUUGCAAGUUGUUGUCUUAAAACAAUUCCUUCA